AUGGCUGGAGCCAUCUUCCACCUGCUGACGGACAGCACGCUGACCCGGGGCUCUGGGGGCCUAGAGCCAGGACGUCCCAGCAGCUCGGGGAAGAAUGGGACGAGUGGAGAGACGGGAGAACGAGGAGCAGAUGGAAAAGUUGAAGCAAAAGGCAUCAAAGGUGAUAAGUUCAAGAGGAUCCCCAGAAAACAUGGACCCAAGGGGCUUGCAGGGCCCAUGGGAGAGAAAGGCCUCCGAGGAGAGACUGGGCCUCAAGGGCAGAAGGGGAUUAAGGGUGACGUGGGUCCCACUGGUCCUGAGGGGCCAAGGGGCGACAUUGGGCCUUUGGGCCCAACUGGUUUACCAGGUUCCAUGGGGCCUAUUGGAAAGCCUGGUCCCAAGGGAGAAGCUGGAUCCAUGGGGCCCCAGGGCGAGCCAGGAGUCCGGGGAAUAAGAGGCUGGAAAGGAGAUCGAGGAGAGAAAGGGAAAAUGGGUGAGACGCUAGUCUUGCCAAAAAGUGCUUUCACUGUGGGGCUCACAGUGCUGAGCAAGUUUCCUUCUUCAGAUGUGCCCAUUAAAUUUGAUAAGAUCCCGUAUAACAAAUUCAACCAUUAUGAUAUAGCAACGGGGAAGUUCACGUGCCACAUUGCUGGGGUCUAUUACUUCACCUACCACAUCACUGUUUUCUCCAGGAAUGUUCAGGUGUCUUUGGUCAAAAAUGGAGUAAAAAUACUGCACACCAAAGACGCUUACAUGAGCUCUGAGGACCAGGCCUCUGGCGGCAUUGUCCUGCAGCUGAAGCUGGGGGAUGAGGUGUGGCUGCAGGUGACAGGAGGAGAAAGGUUCAAUGGCUUGUUUGCUGAUGAGGACGACACAACUUUCACAGGGUUCCUUCUGUUCAGCAGCCCGUGACAGAGGAGAGUUUAUAAAUCAGCCACACCAUCCAUCAGAAUCAGCUUGGUGACGAACUUAUUCAGAUGGUUUUACUUUAUUAAUUCCUCCAAUUAUUACAAUAAUCAUAAAAAGGUGAAAACGGAAAAGUUAUUCCCAAAACUGAUACUGUGUAACUUACUGUCUUUCCAGGAGUAAAUAUUGAAAAUAGC
Cercocebus atys (sooty mangabey) is the source of this 1082-nucleotide messenger RNA. Its product is annotated as complement C1q and tumor necrosis factor-related protein 9A-like. The record is from RefSeq and is a predicted model, not a curated record. NCBI's taxonomy places the organism in Eukaryota, Metazoa, Chordata, Mammalia, Primates, Cercopithecidae. Gene Ontology annotation, molecular function: protein binding.